AUGUCCACAGAUAAUGACGACGACUGGGAGACCUCCGAUAUCGUCCCCAAAAAGAUCCUUCGCCCCACCGCAACCACAUUCAACCCCACCCCCCGCCCCCCGCCUCCUACAUGGGGCCCGCCGCAAGUCCCAGCUGGACCCUCGUAUUCAUAUCUCCCAGCCCAGCAGCAGCAGCGCGUCGCCGAUGGUGAAGAGGACGAUUGGUUUCGAGGCGAUCGGCGGUCGCUGAAUAACAGGCAAAUAUGGGACUCGGCCAAUACAAAACCAAAAACCCCUUCCAUACUCGCUCCCCAAAUCCUCCCGCAGCCCCAAGUCCAGCUCCUCCGCCGCACUCUUUCCAAUUCCUCCCCAAACUCAUCCGGCACGUCGUCCCCCGCGGGCGAAAAGGUGAAGAGCUAUGAAGAGAGACAGGAAGAGUAUCGUCUGGCGAGAGAGAGGAUAUUCGGCGCGGAGGCGGAGGCUGUAGAGGGGUCGGGAUCGAGUAAACCUGCCCCUCCCGCAUCUUUGGCCCAGAGACAACGAAGCCAAGGGAAUCAGCCUCGCCGACAAGAUUCCCCCUCCCAAACACACCAGCCAUCCCCCCAACAAUUACCGUUCGCCGGCCUCGUCCCCACCCAAGUCCGCUCUUCCCCCUCCCCAUCCUUAUCACCGAGCGCGUCGCCUUACAACUCUCGCCCGCCGACAAGAACACAUUCGAAUCCGAGCGUUGCUGGCGGGGGCGUCAUACCGAGUCAAGGUGGGGGGAGUGGGCUUGUGAGGCAGCCGAUUGGACCGGGGCAGGGAGCUGGGUUCGGCGGAACGAGUGGGUUCGGCGGGUAUGGAAGAGGGGCGUAG
Cryptococcus wingfieldii CBS 7118 is the source of this 834-nucleotide messenger RNA. RefSeq lists its product as hypothetical. The coding region runs from base 1 to 834 and encodes 277 amino acids. The record is from RefSeq and is a predicted model, not a curated record. Lineage: Eukaryota; Fungi; Basidiomycota; Tremellomycetes; Tremellales; Cryptococcaceae. The transcript has 3 exons.